Molecule: messenger RNA, 720 nt
Organism: Macrosiphum euphorbiae (potato aphid)
Lineage: Eukaryota; Metazoa; Arthropoda; Insecta; Hemiptera; Aphididae
Source: the annotation of a GenBank genome assembly
AUGAGCAUGAAUAUAUUAUCCAAAGGAACAGAAAAAUCAUUCAAAGUCAUCGGAGGAUACUUCCCCGACAUGGAAGUUUUAAAUUUGAGUGGUAAUUUUUGUUCAGACAAAAAGCCAGCCGCAGUCAAUUGGAUUGAAGGCCGUGGAAAAUAUGUUGUUAGUGAAGCAAUUGUACCUUCAAAAAUUGUCACUGAGGUACUGAAAACUACUGUAGCAGCAUUGGUUGAUGUUAACAUAAGCAAAAACUUGAUGGGAUCAGCUAUUGCUGGUAGUAUUGGAGGAAAUAAUGCACAUGCAGCCAAUAUUGUUACAGCUGUAUACAUUGCUACAGGACAAGAUCCAGAGCAGAAUGUGGCUAGCAGCAAUUGCAUGACACUGAUGGAAGCAUUUGGUGAAGACCUGUAUGUAUCAUGUACAAUGCCUUCGGUUGAGAUUGGUAUAGUAGGCGGAGGAACUUCAUUACCUGGUCAAUCUGCGUGUUCGGAAAUGCUUGGCGUACGAGGUGCAAACUCUCGAACCCCUGGGGCCAACGCUAAACGAUUAGCACGUAUACUGUGUGCAACAGUUUUAGCCAGCGACCUGUCGCUGAUAUCGGCCCUGACUGCUGGUCAUUUAGUAAAAAGUCACAUGAUUCACAAUCGGUCCUCCGCUCCUUCCAUUCAGAAUUUAGAAUCAGAACCAUCCGAAUCAAACAGACUAUUUACACACUGUGUGUCUUGA